Schistosoma mattheei is the source of this 7887-nucleotide messenger RNA. NCBI's taxonomy places the organism in Eukaryota, Metazoa, Platyhelminthes, Trematoda, Strigeidida, Schistosomatidae. The record is from the annotation of a GenBank genome assembly.
AUGUUGGUUAUGGAUAAUGAUGAUGGAAGACAAUUUCAUUCCACACAUCACUGUCAAUGUAUCCACUCAAUGUAUGCAAAAACGUUAACAAACACAACUUUAAUACCGACAAGGAAAUCAUUUAUCACUUCGAUUGUGUUGAUACUCGCAUUUAUAUUUGCUGAUGACGCUUUAGAAUUGACGAGUUCUAGGAAUUUCUUUAAUGUUCCAUUGCACACAAAUAUGUUAACUACUAGUGCAACUGAAAAUAUCGGCGAUGACAAUAAUGUGUCGAUUCAUUCAUCAGAGGAUUUUAGAUUACCACGUACAUUGUUUCCACAUCUCUACGAUUUGUCAAUUCAAGUCCAUUUGCAUGAUAACAAGUCACAAGCAUUUUUCUUCAAUGGGUCUGUGACAAUAAAAGUUUUCUGUAAUGUAUCGACAACCGAGUUCUUCGUACAUGCAUCCGAUAAUCUGAAUGUGAGCUUGGAUCAAAUCCAUAUGUCUCUUCUUCAUGAACAAAAUCAAACAAGUUCUAUCAUUGAAAUAGAAGACGUUAGUUAUUUUAAAGAUGCUGAGUGUUAUCGAAUUAAACUCAAAGCGCCAUUGCAACCAUAUACUUAUUACAACCUGACAUUUGGACAGUUUCGUUCUGAUAUGGACUAUGAUUCUGAUGGACUGUAUAUUAGCAGAUAUUUGGAGAAUGGGAUUUACAAAUAUGUGGCAAGUACUGAUUUAGAACCAAGUGAUGCCAGGCGUAUAUUACCAUGUUGGGAUGAACCAGAAUUUAAAGCAAAAUUCAAGGUCAAUAUUGUACGCGACGAAAAUUUCCAUUCGCUUUCAAACAUGAAUUUGGAAAGUACGGAAGUGUUGUACGAUAAUUGGCGUGUCGACAGGUAUAACACCAGUGUGAAAAUGUCCACAUAUCUGUUGGCAUUUGUAGUUUCACAGUUUUCGAAUAUUCAGAGGACAGACAAUAGAGGACGAAACUUCACUGUUUGGGCAAGACCGGAUAAAAUUCGAUCAGCUGAAUAUGCACUUGAUAUUGGCAUAAAAUUAUUGGGAUACUUUGAAGAUUAUUUUGGCAUUCCCUAUUCACUUCCUAAAAUGGAUAUGAUUGCGAUUCCUAAGACAUCAAUGAUGGCAAUGGAAAACUGGGGAUUGAUAACUUAUGAUGAAAAUUUAAUGUUAUGGGACGCAGAAAACAGUUCAAUAGCAUCCCAAAUCCUCGUGGCUUUAUUUAUUUCACAUGAACUUGCUCACCAGUGGUUAGGAAACUUGGUGACAAUGAAAUGGUGGGAUAACUUGUGGUUGAAUGAAGGCUUCGCAACAUUUUUCGAAUACAUCGGAGUACGGUUACUACAUCCUGAGUGGAAAGUAGAUGAACUAUUCAUACUGGACGAAUUGAUUCGUGUGCUUGAUAGAGAUACAUCAAUGAAGUCAAGACCAGUCAUUUAUUCAGCCAAUACUACAACACAAAUUAAAAGCAUGUUUGAUAUAUUCACUUAUAGUAAGGGCGGCUCCUUGGUUUGGAUGAUGGAGAAAUUCAUGGGCCGUAGUGCGUUUCAAAACGGUGUGAAAAGAUAUUUAAUUCAAAACCAAUAUAAGAACACAGAUGAAAAGGAUUUAUGGAAGGCAUUAUCUGAAGAAUGGAAUACUCAAGGAAAUCAUUUAGACAUUGGAUUUAUUAUGGAUUAUUGGACUAAACAAAGGAAUUAUCCACUAGUGAUUGUAAAGAGAAAUGGUUCAAAUGUGUUUUGUUUUGAGCAGAAGCGUUACUUUCACCAUUAUGGUAACGAGUCAUCUCAAACAAAUCGUGAACACCCCUGGAUAAUACCAAUCACCUAUGGGUCAGCACAAACGGUGAACUGGACAAAUGUUGACAUUGUGUGGAUGGUGAACAACACAAUGAAUCAAACAAUGGACGUAAACUCAGACGACUGGUAUUUGGUGAAUGUAAAACAAGGUGGAUUUUAUCGAGUUCACUACUCUGACAAUAACUGGAUCUUAUUAAUCAACCAAUUGCAAAAGAACUUCACGGCUAUUCCAGUUUUCUCACGCGCACGAAUAUUGAAUGAUUUAUUCAGUCUUGCAAAUCAACAUAUCGUACCGUAUACGCUUUUCCUGAACGCGACAAAAUAUUUAAACCGCGAAGAUGAGUUUAUUGUAUGGAUAACGGCUAGUCGAGCGCUGCUCUACAUUAAUAGCAUGUUUGCUCUGAAUGAGAAUUAUGAUGUUUUCCAAGCCUACUUGCAAGCUCUUAUACAUAACCGAAUUCGAUCAGCAAGUCGGUCAUUUGUUAGUACAGGUGAAGAUCCUCAAAAGAUACGUUUUGACUAUAAUGUGAUCAAACUCGCUUGUAUAGCUGAACAUCAACUUUGUGUGAACAAAACUACGGAUCUCUUCAGACAGUGGAUGUCGAAACCCGAAACGAACCCCAUACGACCUGAUUUGAGAUUCAUUACUUAUUGUACAGCUAUUCGUCAUGGUGGUCAACAAGAAUGGAAAUUUUUAGAAAGUCAGCUGACGUUGAACGAUUCUGUAAAUGAGGAAGAGACUGAAAACAAGAUGUUGGCAUUAACGUGUUCUCGUGAUACAGAAAUUAUGAAAGAGUACUUAAGGCGGGUAAGAGAGAACAAGAACUUCUGGUUUACGCUUGACUAUUUCUCAGAGUCUCCAGUUGGUAACCAACUUUUAUGGGACCACUUGAAUGAUGUAAAUAAUUUUGUUGAUCAUAAAGACUUUACGAAAUUAUUAACAAAAACACUAACUGAGUAUCCUUACUCAGUGUUUAGUGGAACAAAUCAUGAAAAGAUCCAUGUAACAGAAGCAAAUCAUCAGAUAGACCCUGAACUUCGAAAGACGAUCGACUAUUUAAUUCAGAUAUCCAGAGAAAAAUUGAAAUGGACUGAAAACUAUUCUGACAUUAUUAUUCAGUGGUUGAAUGAAAAUAUCCCAGUAUUUACCUAUUUAUCAUAGAUGAUGAAGACCAACCAAUUAACCACUCAUCAACUAUACGAGAUGAUUCUUUUAACUUCCGUCGUUGUUGUCAUUGAUACUUUUUAUUCUACUAAGCCUUGGGACAUUUAUAUUUUAUUCCAUAUCCACACUAGUACUUUAAAUAUUUGCUUGUAGUAACUCGUAAUAACUUUAGUUGGAUAUUUAUAUUUAUUUAUAUAGCACUGAUGGUGGAACAAUUUUGUUAUGGGAUUCCAUUCUAAAUGUUUAAUAUUCAUAAUGUGAAGUAAAAAACCUCGAGUAUGAACAAAGUUGUCUUUGUUAAUCAACGAAAUAUGGUUCUUUAAAAGUAUAUGAAAAAUGAUUCCGAUAAAUGAGGUCGGAUAAAAUGGAAAUUUGUAAUACUGCUAGUGAAAUUGAUUCACAGACAACCGAUUAACGUACAACGAUAUUCCAAUAGUAAUAUCUGGUGAAGUCUAGUGAUGGAAGGACUGCAGUUAAAUGUUGAGCUGUGUUAAAAACAUCUCGUAAAUUUCAAAAAUAAAAAUGAAUAACCAUUUCACAAUCGAAUCGAAUAACUUUUUUCUAAUCUCAAAUUAAACUAAACCAUCCAAUGAAGUUUCUAACACUUAGUCAAUGAUGUUGAAGUUCGUCGUCUUCUAUCGAAUCGCGUCAGUUUCUUGGGCAGUUUUUCAUUUGUCUGCUAUCCGUUUGCCGAUGACGCCGCAGCAAUAAUCCGGAUAUAUAUUGGCAAUCAUCAAUUGACAGUACAAAUGCGGAGGAUCGGUGAUAAAUCCAUAGAUGUUUCUCUAUGACACAAUCUAUGUAGUUUGAAACAUAUGUUGAGAAUCAGACUCCACUCGACAGGCUAAGAAGAUAAAUUAAUCAAUUGAAAAACUGAUCACAAAUGAAAUGGAAUAAAGUCAUUUCUAAUAUUUAUUAUUCCUGAUGGUGUAGAAAAGCGGAAAGUCGGUACACCUGAAGAACCAUUCGACAAGUUUUCCAGAGGCCAGAAAGAGGAUGGGAAUAUUUCAAACUAUCUGAAAUCAGUACGUGGACUUCUAGGAAAUUGACUGGCUAUGUCGUUAACUCUAAAUAUAUGAAUACUUACUUUCCGUCUUAAGUAGUGUGUUUUCAAAAGCUUCCAAACUUCAAUGAUAGCCAACAGACCUAUAAGUAUGCCCAUAUUUUUAGAUGACUGAGAUGAUGUUUAUCUCAGGUGGAUGCUGUUAGUAGGGAUUGGUUCUCUGACUAGAACGACUCUAUUGUGAAGUUUUUAUUGUUCAUCUGGACAACAACAACACAAACGUCAGGUAGAAGUAAGGUAUUCGAAUUUUUCCACAUAUGGUUGACAGCUUAACUGGACACUGUUGAACUGCAACCACAAUGAUGCUGUAUGUCUAGAAAUUCUAGUAAUGGUACAAUUCUGGUGCGGUUGCUGGAUUCCAUAAGACUCAAUUGUGCUCAGACCAAAUCGCGACACUGUGAACCAUCGUUGCACAAUCAACUGAAUGGAAGGCGUCGCUAUGCACCAAUGUGCGUGAUUAUGAAAAGGCUUUCAGUAGCAACGAAUAGAUAACCUUGUGGAACUUAUUUAGACACUGUAGUUCGCCGAAGAAAACCGUCAACAUCAUUGGAAAUGUAUGUGAUGAACUACACUGCAAAGUGGUUCACGGUGGACGACUCACAGAUCCAUUUCGAGUGACGAAUGUUGUCUGACAAGGCUGAUUACUCUUUUCCUUUCCUCUUUCUUUUGGAGGUUGACUGGAUUACGAAGACCUCUACAUGAGAGGAGAAGCAAGAUGAAAAAAUUCGAUUCAGUAUGAUGAUCUGGACUUUAAAAAUGACCUCGCUAAUCUAUCCCACACGCACCACAUUCCUACAGUUGAAGAACAUAUAGAAAUUAAAAUAGAUAUCUGUAAGCCAACAUCAAAUUCAUAAUCUUCACAAAACAUUUUAAAACAAUUCUACCAUACGGAGCUGAGACUUGAAGAACUAAUGCAACAAUUAAUAAAAAGUAAAGGUGUUUAUAUGCAAUUGUUUAUAUAUGAUACUCAACGUCCGUUAAAUGGAUAACAUCAGCAACAAAUCUGCUUCCAAAUGAAGAGUAAAUUAAUAAAAGACGUUGGGAAUGGAUAGGAGACACAUUUUGUAAAUCAUCAGACCACAUAUUUAAGCAAGCCUUGACUUAAAAUCCUUAAUGUAAACGCAAAAGAUAAAGACCGAGCCACACUUGGAGUCGGGAAUUACAAGCAGAAGGCAAAAGUGUGAAUGGCAACUGGAAACAGCUGGACGGAAUCGCCUAGGAUAGAGUUGGAUGAAGAACGCUGGUGAGCAGUUUAUGCUUCCACACGAAGUGAGGUGACAAUCGUAAGUUAGUUGGUUCACGAUCAAAAUCUAGAGUUUCGCAUGCAUUUUGUGCAUUCCCAUUCAAAUUAGAUGAGUAUGUUACGUUAUCUUCAAACACGUCAUGUAUCAUUUAUGUCCAUAGAAGAUAUUACCACCGAAGGAUCUGCAACUGACAAAUCAAUACUAGUUUAAGGUUAACUUCACAGCGAUAAUAUUUUUUGGUUUAUAAUUAUACCACCAAAUGCAUAUUCCUGUAUAAAAAAUUACACCUAAAAGCCUAUCCGUUCAUUGAAGAAAUAAUUCUUGGUAGUCAAGUUCAGGAUUUUGUUUUUAGAGUAUUACUUUUUAAAAGAGAUCUCAGAACAUAUUUUCAAUUACGGAAUUCUAUAAAUUAAAGGUUGUCCUGGCUUCAUCGCUAAGGUUAAACCUUGAUGAGAAAAAAAGGAACUUCUGUAAAACGUAAUCAACAAAUAAACGAAGAAUCUACGAUACCAUUGUAGUUAAAGAAUUCGAUGAGUUUCUAUCACACAUAAUAAUCAGUAGAUUAACAUGAAUCCCACCUUUACUGACUGCUCGUCUCCUCUUUAGUUGUUAAAAUCAUCAUAAAAGAAUUACGAAAUGUUCGCGUUUCGCAACCUAAGUGACAUCAAAUUCAUGCUAAUGAGGUCAGUCUACCAUGUGCAUAAAACUUGAUGCUGAGUGAAAACAUGGUUUUAUUUCUAACAUGUGAACUACAUAUUAGUUUCAAAACGUCUUUACUGCUGCACUGGUUACUUUCUGUGGAAGGGAUUCUAGAAACACUAUUAAUGUAAUAUAAGAAAAUAAACUAUGUGUAGAACAGAUCAUUUAUGCAUGUAAUCAUACAUCUUUAAACAGAUUAUGCUUAUUUAUUACUAAUUCAGGUAGUUUUGUUUAUUUAAAUAGUAUUUUUUUAAAACGAAUCGACCGAAAAUGUCCUUUUCAGACCCGAAAAAUUUUCUGUUCAAUCGUCAAAGUGGUAUUUGGAUGGGGCUUCUGAAAUUUACUUUCGUCAUCUUAUUCACGUAAUCCCAGGAUUUCUUAUACUAGACUUUUUCGUGAUUUAGGUAUUCAAAAAUCACCAUUUUGUCGAGGUAUCUGAGUGCUGAAGGGCUACUCAACCUACAUUUAUCGUUCAGAUGAAAUAUAAAUAAAGUGAAUACGAAACAGUAAUCGUUUAGCACAUUCAGAAAUUUCAUCAGUUUAUAACCGAUCGGAGUUACUAGUUGACAAUUCAGAUUUGAAUUGUUAAAUCUCAGUAUUCAAUCAAAGUCAAGUAAUAUCUAGUUCACAAAACGUAUGAACUCGGUUUGAACUUACCGCCCUACACAAAUUUGCUGUUCUUAGUUGACAGUUGAUUUCGCAUAGUUCAUAUAUCAUAGACUUGUGUUAGUACGGAAUUAUUCAUUGACCGUUUUUGGUUGUGGAUGAGAUAAGAAUAAAUGUGACACAACAGUUGGUUGUCUUUUUUGAAAGUCAGACGUUAUAAUAAAGUUAAGAUUUCAAAGGGUCAUUUUAUUAUGUAUUUAUUCAUUUGAACGCGUAAAUAUUCGUACAACAAGGCACCAAUCACAUAUGUAUCACACAGUAACAUGGAAGUUUUGAAGAGAUCGAGAACAGAGAUUGAGUAGCGAAAAAGAGAGGGGGAACGAAGACAAAUUAGUCUCUGAGAGUGAAAUAAUAAUUCUAAUAAGAGAAGAAAUUCAGAAAUAUUACUUUCAGUUAAAAAGGUUAAGGUCUUUUUUAUGAAGAAAGCGGAGGAAAGUUUCAGUGGGACUGCCACCAGCUUCUACUCUGAGCCAUGCCUGAUGGCGUCUCAUGCCACUGUGUUGCACCAAAUGCAGUUCUUUAAACAGGGAGUUGUAAAAGUGUAGCAUAGAUCCGUCCUGUACAACUUUCUUUCAUACCACAAAACCAUGCCGUACACUACCAUGACCAUUAUACAAAACUGGAAAAUGCUGUCGUGGCUGCAUUGAUAAUAAGAUUAAUUACAUAAUGUUAAUUUAUAAUUUUUCGUAAGAAGGAAGUGGUCACUACUGAGAUGACAGGUAACAAGAAACAUGAAAUUAUUACUUGCAUGGGUAGCAGUCAUCAGUUGGUCUUUCAAAUAUUUCAUUUAAGUAGCUAACAACUAAUCUUGUAGAAUCUUUCGUUUUGCAUCAUGAGGUUUACAGAAUGUAUAGACAACCUCAUCAAACUUUAUUCUCGACUUGCUGAAAUUCACAAGCGUUUAAUUACGUUUAAGAAUGGUUGAUUUAUUCAUUAAACUGUACAUUACCCGGUCAAUUGAUAACCAAAAUGUUAAAAAUGAAGUAAGGAGAAACUGUGAUAUAAGGCCAAUUUAUUCAAACGAGUCACGAACCUAACAUCUUUUGACUAAUUUCUCAGCAAUGAAGAUUGGAUUUAUUGUGCAGUUUGAUAGAACAGCGUACAUUCUGCUGAUGAGAAACACGUCUUUGUCUACGAUAGACUGCAAUCAUUUAGUUUAUUCGAAUACUUAUGAAAUGAACAGCUAAUAAAAUUUACUAAACUGACCGGCGAAUUCCCUGUUUCGCAACUCUCAUGACGUUCCAUGAAUACAUU